Molecule: messenger RNA, 1239 nt
Organism: Pyricularia pennisetigena
Lineage: Eukaryota; Fungi; Ascomycota; Sordariomycetes; Magnaporthales; Pyriculariaceae
Exons: 2
Coding region: 1-1239 (412 amino acids)
Biological process (GO): regulation of cyclin-dependent protein serine/threonine kinase activity; mitotic cell cycle phase transition
Cellular component (GO): cyclin-dependent protein kinase holoenzyme complex; cytoplasm; centrosome
Molecular function (GO): cyclin-dependent protein serine/threonine kinase regulator activity
Source: RefSeq, a predicted model, not a curated record
AUGGCUUAUCACCACCACAGCAGGGCCGACGGCACCUUUUUCGUCGAGUCGGACGAUACAGCAAUGUCACGGAUGAGUGCCAGGGAAGCUGCCAAGAUUCUUGCAAGAAACAAGAGGGAGGUCAUCGGGAAUGAGCUUUCGCGGCUGGCCGGCGAAGAGUACCUGGAGGAUAUCAUGCAACAUAUGAGACACAUGGAGGACGAGACACUCCCCGAUGCUAGCCUCAUCGACAUGCAAAGAGAGAUCCAAUGGUUCAUGCGUCCGUACCUCAUCGACUUUCUCGUCGAGGCCCAUGCCGCCUUCCAACUGUUGCCUGAGACAUUGUUCCUCACGGUGAACCUCUUGGACCGGUACUGCUCCAAGAGGGUUGUCUACAAGCAACACUACCAGCUUGUCGGCUGUGCUGCUCUGCUAAUCGCUGCCAAGUAUGGUGACAAGAAGGACCGCGUUCCCCAGAUCAACGAGCUGAACAACAUGUGCUGCGGACUUUAUGACGCUGGCAUGUUCACCCAGAUGGAGAUGCAUGUUCUGAACACUCUCGACUGGACCGUUGGUCACCCGACUGUCGACUUCUUCGCCCAACUGAUUGUCGCGGAGGAGAGGGAUGACAAGGAGGUGGAGUAUAUGGCUGCCUACAUUAGCGAGAUCUCGCUGUACUACCGUGACUUCGUCUCGACCAAGCCAUCGACCAUGGCGAGGGCUUCGCUAGCCCUGGCAAGGGCUAUUCUUGGCAGGCAGGAGGUCAAUGAUGGUGAAUGGGACCACGACCAGAACGCCACCCUUGUGACGCUUUCGCAACACGUGCACCAGCCCUCUGUCACCUUGUCCAGGAAGUACGCAUCUACACACUACCUGCAGGUGUCCAACAAGCUGGCGGACUUCCUGGCCCACCAAGCAGCCAUUAACAGGGCUGCUGCGAUGCCCGAGAACCCAGUAACCCCGACCACCAACGAGUCGAUGGCUGCCAAAGCCAACAUUUACAGCACUCCUCAGAAGGGUCUGGGCUCAGUUCCCGGUGUCGCCGAUGGUUAUCUGACCCCACCAAUCACUCCGGACGGACAGUACGGAGCUCCGAACCCGCAUGGCGUGCCUCCCAGGUGCCCAGUCACUCCGACACCGCAACAUCAGCAUCAGCAGCAGCAGCAACAACAUCAACAUCAACAACGCUACUACCCCAACUGCUACCAACAAACGCAACCACCGCAACAGCAGACCUCAAACCACGUCACGUACUUAUAA